This is a messenger RNA of Miscanthus lutarioriparius, 429 nucleotides long. NCBI's taxonomy places the organism in Eukaryota, Viridiplantae, Streptophyta, Magnoliopsida, Poales, Poaceae. The record is from the annotation of a GenBank genome assembly.
AUGGAUCGAGCAGCAGUGGGCGAGCAAGCUGUGGCUGGGCAGGUGUGGUGGAGCACAGCCGCACAGGGCAGCGAGCUGCAGAAGCGCGUGCUGGCGAAGCUGCGCGUCAACUGCCGUGUCCAAACGGUGCGCCCGUUGGAGGCGGAGUCGCGGCUCGUGGGAACAGGUGGCGGGGAAGCGCUCCUGGCCUAUUGUCUCGUGGAUUUCUCCCCCGUGGAAAACGCAGGGAAGGGGGCUGAGAUCCCGUGUCUCGCGAGCUUCCAAACGUCGCGCAAAAUUGGCGCGGGAGAGAUCGCCCCGCGGUUUCUCACCCUGGGAAAUCGCCGGGAACCCGGCGGGGAUCUCAGCUUCCAAAGUAGCCCUAAGGUUCUAAAUGGUUCAGCCAAGUCCCGCAAAGUUGUCUUUGGCUCAAUCAGGUCACCUAGCUAA